AGUCCAUCAGACAGCCAGAAGACUUUAGUGUUGCCUGGGAGGCCUCUCACUCAGCAAAGCAGGGUUCGGAAAGCGGUGCAGGACAUCAGGAUUUCGCUUUGCAAAGAGGAGCCUGAGAUCUCUGAACAUUCGAUGUUUGGGGACUACCUUGGGUGGUGUCAUCAUAUCAUUGAAGCCUGUGGUUUCCACAUGGUUUCGCAGCUGAGCACUUAUCGCCAGUUCUGCUCAUGGUUGGGCACGCAGAAGUCUGAGACCACAACGACGUCAACGCCGAAAUCGUCUCCUUCCCCAUCGGCGUCGGUGAAGAGCAGAGGGAGCGCAGAGGUGAAGCCUCUGAAGCGAGCCCUUGCUUACAUGAACCUCGAAGAGGUGCUGCCACCCGACGAAGAUGCCUUGACCACGCCGAAGCAGUCAUUGAAGAAGCCUCGCUUUGCUGAUCAGGUGGCCAACGCUUUGGAGACACCCUUCAAAGUAGUGACAAACCAGUCAGUCAAGAAGCCUGGUGGCUUUUUGAACGAGUUCAACGGCUUUGACUUGGUGAAACUUGGCGUGCCACUGGAAGCUCGACCGCUUGCCAACAAGGAGUAUAAGGGCAAGAAGGGAUACACGGUGACUUCACCUACGGGUGCCGCUAUCGAAGUGCUUGUGGUGGCUGAAGCAUACGUGGUGAAGAGAUGCGGAACUGUGGCUGGAGGUGAAGGUCCAGAGUUUUCUACUUUGAAGUCUGGCCAGGUCACUUGGUCCAAGUUCGAUGGCCCAGCAAAGGCAUGGGAGGUAGCAAAGAAGAGGGCCUACUUUGUGUAGGUAGAUUUUUGUACUGCAGUAGACCAGGAGCACUGCAGACUUAUAUUUUAGGUUAGCUGCGGAAGGGUCAUGGGAACACACCAUGGAUUGCAACCUUUCCAUUCAUGCAGGUCCAAGGGGUUUUCACAAACGGCUUCAUGGCAAACUUUUGCCAGAAGCUCUAGCUUUGUGGUGGGGGCUAAAAGCCUGGAGCUUUUGAUCACGCG
Messenger RNA from Durusdinium trenchii, 1010 nucleotides. Lineage: Eukaryota; Dinophyceae; Suessiales; Symbiodiniaceae. The record is from the annotation of a GenBank genome assembly.